AUGGAGAGGAAGGAGCCACUGUUUCUCAUGACGGCGGGGGAACCAAGGAAGGAAUCGGCGCUGGGCCGCAAGAAUAGCUACUACCGCCUGCGAAACCUCCUCCGUCAGGACUUGGCAUUAAUUGAGGCUGCUAUCUGCAACAAGGAGCACAAGCUGGAAGAGGGGAGGGAGUGA
Coprinopsis cinerea okayama7#130 is the source of this 174-nucleotide messenger RNA. RefSeq lists its product as hypothetical. Bases 1 to 174 code for a protein of 57 amino acids. The record is from RefSeq and is a predicted model, not a curated record. The transcript is spliced from 2 exons. NCBI's taxonomy places the organism in Eukaryota, Fungi, Basidiomycota, Agaricomycetes, Agaricales, Psathyrellaceae.